This is a messenger RNA of Silurus meridionalis, 2159 nucleotides long. Its product is annotated as prolylcarboxypeptidase (angiotensinase C). Bases 472 to 1953 code for a protein of 493 amino acids. The record is from RefSeq and is a predicted model, not a curated record. Gene Ontology annotation, biological process: proteolysis; angiogenesis involved in wound healing; regulation of blood vessel endothelial cell migration. The transcript has 9 exons. Gene Ontology annotation, molecular function: dipeptidyl-peptidase activity; serine-type exopeptidase activity. Lineage: Eukaryota; Metazoa; Chordata; Actinopteri; Siluriformes; Siluridae.
UGUUAUUGCAGGGCAUGUGGAGUGUUGAGAAAGAGUAAGUGGCGUAAUUCUGCAGGAACGCGAAAAAGGGACACAAACAUGGGAUUGUAUCACUUUCUUUCUCAAAAUCGUCUAGAAAAUAAGAGAAAUCGUCGUGAAAAUGAAAAGAAAUCUGGUUAAAUAUAUCAGACAGUUGCCUUCCAUUGUUUCUUGGUGGUUUUAUUAUGGCUGCUUUGCUCUGAUGGUUUUAGACAUUUAAACAGUUUUAUUUCGCGCAAAACUUUUCACGAGUCAUUGUCAGCUGACUUCCUCUUUCUCCUGUCAAAUUGCAGUUUUUGUUUUUUACUUCACCUCUUCUCGGGGAAAGCCACGCCCCCUUUAGGGGCAAGUCAAGGGCGUGUCCAGACCGGAGAAGCGGUGGGAAAACUAACAAGGCUGUUUUAUCAGCAAACUCACUUUGUCUUAGCUUUACUUCCUGCCUGUCCAUCAAGCAUGCAAGGACCGUUCAAAUCCGUCUCUCUCCCAUGGGUUCUUCUGAUAUUCAUCGUUGUUUUUCAUGUGGAAGCGCUUAAACCUCAUCUGUUAGGCAGACGCAGUGUGGCAAGGACUUCUUCCCAGCACAGAAGCGUGUCUUACAAAACUCUGUAUUUUGAUCAGCAGAUCGAUCACUUUGGGUUUUUGGAGGAUGGCAUGUUCAAGCAGAAGUACCUUGUCAACGACCAGCACUGGCAUAAGAACAAUGGGCCAAUUCUGUUUUACACCGGAAAUGAGGGAGACAUCACGUGGUUCUGUAACAACACUGGCUUCAUGUGGGACAUUGCAGAGGAGCUGGGAGCCAUGCUUGUUUUUGCUGAACAUCGCUACUAUGGGGAAUCCAUGCCAUUUAAAAAUGAGUCUUACAGCAAUGCCAAGUACUUGAACUACCUGACAUCAGAGCAGGCAUUAGCUGACUUUGCAGUGUUGAUUAAGUCACUGAAGACAUCUCUGCCAGGAGCCCAGAACAGCCCAGUCAUUGCCAUUGGAGGAUCCUAUGGUGGAAUGUUAGCUGCUUGGCUCAGGAUGAAAUACCCCCAUGUAGUUAUAGGUGCUUUAGCUGCCUCUGCUCCGAUCUGGCAGUUUACUGACAUGGUGCCUUGUGGUGAUUUCUAUAAAAUAGUCUCCCAAGACUUUGCCAAUAGUGGAAUCAACUGCAGCAAAAACAUCAGGAGGUCCUGGACGGCGAUCAACAGCAUGUCCUCAACAGCUGAAGGUCUGCAGUGGCUGUCUCAGGAGUUUGGCCUGUGUUCUCCAUUGCAGGAAGAGGACAUAAAUGACUUCAAGGCCUGGCUUCAGGAGACCUGGGUGAACUUGGCGAUGGUUGAUUACCCUUACGAGGCCAACUUCCUUCAGUACCUCCCACGCUGGCCUGUUAAGGUUGUCUGUACAUACCUUCAGUUUGAUACUGAUGUGUCAGACAAGCAGCUGUUACAUGGCAUCUCGCAGGCAGUGAGAGUAUACUACAACUACACAGGCAGUGCUGCUUGUCUUAAUGUGUCUGAGACUGCUACUGGAAGUCUAGGAAUUAGGGGUUGGUUUUACCAGUCUUGCACAGAGAUGGUGAUGCCCAUGUGUACAGAUGGCUUUCAAGACAUGUUUGAGCCUAUGGCAUGGAACUUCCAAGCUUUCUCGGAUGAGUGCUAUGCACUGUUUGGGGUACGGCCACGUGAGGAUUGGGCAGGUACUGUGUAUGGCGGGAAGAACAUUAGCGCCCACAGCAACAUAAUCUUCAGUAAUGGAGGUCUUGACCCUUGGAUGAGUGGCGGAGUAACUAAGAGUGUCUCUGACUCUCUGGUUGCCAUUUUGAUUCCUGAUGGCGCUCAUCACCUCGACUUACGCUUCAAAAAUGAAGAUGACCCACAAUCGGUUGUCUUUGCCCGGAAACUGGAAGUGAAGUAUUUAAAGCAAUGGAUCAAACAGAAUGCAGGUGCACAAUAAAUAAUCAGGACAGUAUAUAGAGACUGGUUAGGACAUGGAUUAAUAAAACCAUAAGGAUAUCAACAGAUUGUGCUUUCUGCCAAAGAUUUUCUUACCAAAACUGACCAAAGAAGUUGUUUAUGUCUAAUCAGACUUUAAAAAAAUAUUUUUGGAAAAUGUGUCUGUGCAUGUUUUUAUUUAAUCAUUAAAAAUAUUUUUUGAUCUAA